Molecule: messenger RNA, 2564 nt
Organism: Owenia fusiformis
Lineage: Eukaryota; Metazoa; Annelida; Polychaeta; Sabellida; Oweniidae
Source: the annotation of a GenBank genome assembly
UGUGGUGUAUGCAGCAACAACAUAAUGUUGGUGAAACCUUGGAUUAUUCUGUAUCGAAUUCAUGAAAGGACUAUGAAACACAACACAAUUGUCAUAUUUAAAGGAUUGGAAAAAGAAAUUGAUAUGUUAUGAUCGAGAAUAUUACUUUGUUCGCAUGCUUUUCAAUCAAGAGCUUCGGAGUGCACAAUCAGGAAGUGUAUUGCAGAGGUAUCAUACUUCAAUUAAAUUAAAGGCUGGGAUUAAAGAAACAAGAGGGACACUACCAGUGAUUUCCGUCCAUUGUUUGAAAACGAGGCAAACAAAUGGGGAAUGAGCCUCACGUAAUGCUGUCAUAGAAACGAAGAACACGAUCAUACUAUUGUACAAUCUCAUUCCCAACAUGGAUGAGUGGAUGUCAGGGUGGCAGAAACCAGGAUGGGAACAGGACUAUCAAUAUGCGAUCAGUAUAAUAACAGUAGUGCUAUGCUUCAUUGGGAUUUUUGGAAACAUUGCAUUGUUCUGUUUUGCCUUUUCUCUGAGGGUAAGGCUGUACAGCUUCAGCAUUUACCUUGCGUUGUUAGCGGCUGCAAAUAUUCUCGUAGUGAUCAUGGAAGGACUGGAUGACUUUCUGGAAGUGCUCAUCCCAUGGGAUUGGCUCCUUUUCAGAGACAACGUCUGGGGCUGCAAAUUUUAUGAAUUAUUUUUCAAGUUUGGAAAGCUCGUUGCGUCUUGGUCGGUAGUCGCUAUGUGCAUAGAUGACUACAUUUACAAUUGUCAUGUUAGCAGGAGAGAUGACUUGUGCUCCAAACGGAACUCAGAACCAGUUGUUUUUGUCAUAAUAUUUGCGUCAUUCCUUCUCAGUGUCCCAUAUUUGGUCAUCCGUGACGUAGGCAAUGGAACGCUCCCCGCUAGAUGUCAGAUAAAGCAUCCGGAUGGAAACGCCAUCUUUGAUGUAAUAAUUGUGGAGAUGCUAUUAAUUUUCAUCAUUCCCGUGAUCUUGUCAGGUCUGUUCACGAUGAGGACAAUGACGUAUGUGAAGAAUGCGGAAGACGUUGACAAUAGCUCCCGCAAGUGGGAUAAGCUCACUGCCUCUGUCCUGGCAAUUUCCUUGUUAUUCAUGAUCGCACUUACUCCAUCUGGAAUCCUUACAACAAUUAUAAGAAUAAUGGAACAUGGUUUCAAAGAGACAUAUGCGACGUUCUAUACCGAGUCGCCUAUCAUUCGGGCUAUUCACUUAGCAUUUCGCACAUGGCGUCUGAUAUUUUACGCCCUUCCAUGGGCUCCAUAUCUCUGCAUCAUGUAUAGGGAUGAGUGUUGUUGUAGAAAGAAAUACAAGCCAAGCGAAGAUAAAUUUUACAGAAGUGAAGUUCGCCCCUAUAUAAUAUCUAACCCUCCGACGUUAAAUCGUCAAUUGGAUCAGCCGGACGGGUUAGAUUUCGGAUCAAGAACGAUGACAAACCCUCUCCAUAUUCCAAGAGCAACUGUCUCCAACACAAGCACUCUUCAGGCAACAUACAACUCUAUACAAACCCCAAACCAUCCUUCCUCUCCACCUUCCUACAAACCCAUACCUGCCAAACGUGAAACUACAGCAAUUCAAACCAAAACCAAAUCCAAUAAAACCAAAAAGAAAGAUGGCGUUCCAACCUUUCCAGCAGACGACCAAUCUGACCCAGAUCCUGACACUAAUCCCUAUUCCAAUGAUAAUGGCUGGACUGAGACAAGUGAUUUUGACUGGCAGUACAACACACGUCACUAUAAGCUCGAUACUAGAAAUAAGUACCCCGAUGUGUGGGUAUUUUCAACCCAGCCUAGUCCUAUAGCCCCAGGGGGUAAACCUGGAGGUAUGGCCCCAAAUGCCAAGCGAGAGAGAAAUGGGAUGUUUAGAAAACAAUGGGUGAACCUGGAACAGUCUGAAUUAUCCAACGUUUAAUAAUUUUUUAUGUUAAAUAUUUAUCGAGGUAUAAUGCUGGUACAAGUAUUCCACAUAUUUCAAUAUAACUUUUUCUAUACGAACAUUAGAUUAUUGAUUUCCAUUUUAAAAUAGCAUACGUAUUUAUAGCAGCAUCGAUCGCAAUUUAAUAAGGUCAAUGUAAUUCAGAUAUAGGCCUAAAACAUACGUAUCCUUUACGUGGACAUUUACUUUUUGAAUUCUAAUGAACUUUAAUUUCUUUAAAUUCUUAAUAACACUUGCAUUUUUGACAAUACAUCUUAAUUCAUUCUUAGAGCAUAAAAGUAUUUCGACUGGAAGAUAUUGGCCUGCUUUUUGAAGAUAUUGCAUCUAACACAAUAUCAGUUCUUUAUUGCCACUUUUAAUGAGUAUGUUUUUGAGAUGGGUUUCUCUGGGAAAGUGUCAGAUGAUGAACUCGAUCAGUGAAUGUAAGAUGAUAUAACAAUGAGGGAAUUAUUCUAUCUGAUCAUUAACUAUUAUGACAAUAUGGAUGUUUGUAAAUUUAUUCAAUCAUGCAAAAUGGAAGUUUCUGCACGAAGCUUACAAACCCUGUAUGUAAUAUUAUUCAUUAUGUAUAAACUUUUUAAAUUAACUGAAGCAACAGAAACAGAUCGCACGAGGGAAACACAAAUAC